Messenger RNA from Purpureocillium takamizusanense, 1580 nucleotides. RefSeq names its product Arginase (gene CAR1). Gene Ontology annotation, cellular component: cytosol; cytoplasm; nucleus. NCBI's taxonomy places the organism in Eukaryota, Fungi, Ascomycota, Sordariomycetes, Hypocreales, Ophiocordycipitaceae. The record is from RefSeq and is a predicted model, not a curated record. The transcript has 3 exons. Bases 39 to 1469 code for a protein of 476 amino acids. Gene Ontology annotation, molecular function: manganese ion binding; arginase activity.
AGUAUAGCCCGCCCUGCCGUGCCCCCUUCGUACCAGGCAUGUUGCCAGGGCGUCUCGUUCCCACGAACCCGAGGCCCCCCCCCCCCAAGUCUCGUGCUCGCUCUGGCGAUGGGGGAGCCGCCGUCGCCCUCCCGAGUCAUUUUGCUUGUCGUCGUCCUGUUCGCUGUUUCUUGACGGGCCUCCCCGCUCUUGCAUUUCCCGCCGCCGUGAUUAUAUAUACCUGCCCGCCCAGACCUCGCCCUCGCUCCCAUCCGCACACCUUGAGUUUUCGGUCGUCGCGCCGUGCCAGUUUCUACCGCCUGUACCACCCCACCCCACCGAGCGUGAUAGGCUGUCCGUGGCCUCUGCUAGCGUCCCUCGGCAUCCGUCUUCCAGAACCCAAGGGCCCUGCGUCAUCCCGCUGUCGAAAACGCCGACGGUCGCGCAACCUGAGCAGGAGAAAAACUCGAAAACACACCUCGUCCCCCAUCGCACAACCCGCAUCCGCCGCCAUGAACACCAGCGCCGUCGAGAGCAAGUUCCUCGCCAGGCCGGACGAGCUCGGCAUCGUCGCCGUGGGCUUCUCCGGAGGUCAGCCCAAGGCCGGUGUCGACGCCGGCCCCGCGGCGCUCAUCGAGUCGGGCCUCCUGGGCGAAAUCAGCAACGAGCUCGGGUACAAGAUCCACGGCGACACGCAGGUCAACGUGUACAAGGACCUGGCGCCCGAGCAGGACCCCGACUACCGCGGCAUGAAGAACCCGCUCAACGUGUCGGCCGUCAACCGCAAGCUGCAGACGCAGGUGUACGAGCACGCGCGCGAGGGCCGGCUGGUGCUGACGCUGGGCGGCGACCACAGCGUGGCCAUCGGCACCAUUGCCGGCUCGGCCAAGGCCAUCCGCGAGCGCCUCAACCGCGAGAUCGCCGUCAUCUGGGUCGACGCCCACGCCGACAUCAACCGCCCCGAGGACAGCGACAGCGGCAACAUCCACGGCAUGCCGCUGGCCUUUGCCACGGGGCUGGCCCGCGACGACAAGGAGGAGUACUUUGGCUGGAUCACCGACGACAUGCGCCUGAGCGUCAAGAAGCUCGUCUACAUUGGCCUGCGCGACGUCGACGCCGCCGAGAAGCGCAUCCUGCGCGAGAACGGCAUCAAGGCUUUUUCCAUGUUUGACGUCGACCGGCACGGCAUCGGCCGCGUCAUGGAAAUGGCCCUCGCCCACAUUGGCAGCGACACGCCCGUCCACCUGUCGUUUGACGUCGACGCCCUCGACCCCAUGUGGGCGCCCAGCACCGGCACCCCCGUCCGCGGCGGCCUGACGCUGCGCGAGGGCGACUACAUUUGCGAGUGCGUCCACCAGACGGGCCAGCUGGUCGCCAUCGACCUGGUCGAGGUGAACCCGGCCCUGGCCGCCACCGAGGCCGGCGCCCAGGAGACGGUCCGCGCCGGCUGCUCGCUGGUGCGGUGCGCCCUCGGCGACACGCUGUUGUAGGCUUGUAGUGGGCUGGGGGUUGACGCGGAUCGGGGUCGAGCGGCGUGAUUGGUCGGAAUAGAAUGUCAUGGCAUGGCAGUGCAGCUCAGAUAUCCUAGAAUUGUCUUUACG